AUGCCAUCCUCAAGUGCAAGGCAGCGCAACAAGAGAGCGUUGGAGUCGACGGGCGGUGUUUCGCGUUCACCGGCGUCCAAGGGCAAGGGACGCCGAUCCGGAGAAGGUUCGAAGCUUCAGUCGCUGCUCUACAUUCUCCUUGCUACCACGGUGCUGCUGGCUGGAUAUCAGAUCGCCCGCUUCUACUAUCGAGGUCACGCAGCGCUUUCGCCGCUUUCCGCAUGGACGAAGACCAAGUACGGCGCGCACGGCCGAGUCGGGUCGGUCGGACCUGCUAACGUGGCCAACGCGAGGAUCAAGUUCAACAAGCUUGCUCCCGAGGGCGGAGUGGCAAGUGCACCAGCGCUCGUGCCAGGACAGGAGACGACCGACUCGCUGGAUGAGCUGCGGGAAAGGAUCGGGCGGGAGGGCGAGCUGGAUGCGCAGUUUGAUGAAGAUGGCAACCUCGACCUAGCUACGAUCCAGCGCAUGCUCGACAUCCUGUACAAGCCCGCAAGAGACGGCGCCAAAGGUGCAGCCCGUGCAGCCGGACGCGUUCUCGAGGCGGCCACCGAAGGCGCGGUCGAUACCGAGGCGGCGGACGAGGCUGAGGUCGCUGAUGAGAGCGCGCCGUGA
Messenger RNA from Moesziomyces antarcticus, 615 nucleotides. RefSeq lists its product as uncharacterized. The coding region runs from base 1 to 615 and encodes 204 amino acids. The record is from RefSeq and is a predicted model, not a curated record. NCBI's taxonomy places the organism in Eukaryota, Fungi, Basidiomycota, Ustilaginomycetes, Ustilaginales, Ustilaginaceae. The transcript has a single exon.